This is a messenger RNA of Meira miltonrushii, 1209 nucleotides long. RefSeq names its product putative isomerase YbhE. Lineage: Eukaryota; Fungi; Basidiomycota; Exobasidiomycetes; Exobasidiales; Brachybasidiaceae. The record is from RefSeq and is a predicted model, not a curated record. The coding region runs from base 1 to 1209 and encodes 402 amino acids. The transcript has a single exon. Gene Ontology annotation, molecular function: 6-phosphogluconolactonase activity; protein binding.
AUGUCUUCUUCUUCUUUUCCAUUCACUCCACCAAAAGAGUCUUAUGAAAUCUUUGCAACGGGGUAUUCUGGUGCACUUGUUCCACUGCAAUUUCAACCUCCAUCUAGCAUACAAAUCGUAAAAGAUGGUCAAUUGAACAAUCAGACAGGAGAUUCACCUUCUUGGAUCACAUUCACAGAGGGGAAAUUUCCCUUCAGUAAAACACUUGGAUACGUAACGAGUGAAGCGGCACACAACGGAACCGUAUACGUUUUGCAAAAAGACCAAAAAAUUCUUCCCGUUCCUUCUUCCUCUUCUCCACCUUGGAAAGUGAUCGGGAACAAAGAUGGAUACAGUACUGCAGGUGGCGGUCCAGUAGCAAGUUGCGUACAAGGUCAAUGUCUGUAUGUAGCAAAUUACAAUUCAGGUUCAGCUGCUGUUAUUCAAUUGGGUAAAGAUGGCAUCCCAGUUGAACAAAACGGUCAACCCGCCUCUGUAUUUCAAUACAAAGUCAAUCAAACCGGUCCUGUGACCACAAGACAAGAUCACAGUUAUGCACAUGAUGCAGUUGCAAGUCCGGAUGGUAAAUGGGUUUACAUUUGUGAUUUAGGAGCUGAUCAAAUUCAUCAUAUCGAAGCAACACAAGGGCAAGAUUGCAGGCAAUCUAUCAAUCAACAAUCACAAUCUACUCAAUUGGGAAGCGGUACAGGUCCACGUCAUUUGGCUUUUUAUCAUGAUAAACAAACGAAUAAACAGUAUGCUUACCUUACAAGUGAAUUGGCAAGUACACUUACUGCGUUUGAACAUGAUCCUGAAACAGGCGCAUUGAAUAUCAUCGGAAAGCCAGUUCUGAGCGUUCCAGAAGGUACGCCUUUAGGAGGCAAUCAAACUGCCGGUCCACAAAGAACGACAGCCGAAUUAGCAAUCAGUCCAGACGGGCGAUUCGUAUAUGUUUCCGAUCGUGGAGAUGAUGUUGAAGAUCAUAUAACAAUCUAUAAACGUGAUCAACAGGAUGGAAGUAUCCAAUUUGAGAAAUGGGUAAAAAGUGGCGGAAAGAUGCCAAGGCAUUUUUCACUUUCGCAAGAUGGUCACUUUUUCGCUAUUGCCCAUCAAACGACUGGUAAUGUGGUCAUCUUUGGACGUGAUCCUCAAUCAGGCGAUCUUACAAAAACAGGAGCAGAAGUUGAUGGGCUUGAUCAAGUCGCAUUUGCAGGCUUUGUACCAAAAUAA